This is a messenger RNA of Molossus molossus (Pallas's mastiff bat), 732 nucleotides long. Its product is annotated as carcinoembryonic antigen-related cell adhesion molecule 21-like. The record is from RefSeq and is a predicted model, not a curated record. The transcript is spliced from 3 exons. Gene Ontology annotation, biological process: signal transduction; regulation of immune system process. Lineage: Eukaryota; Metazoa; Chordata; Mammalia; Chiroptera; Molossidae. The coding region runs from base 34 to 732 and encodes 232 amino acids. Gene Ontology annotation, molecular function: protein tyrosine kinase binding. Gene Ontology annotation, cellular component: plasma membrane; cell surface.
CCAGAGGGAGGGACAGGGCAGACACCAGACACCAUGGAGACCCCCGCAGCCCCUACCCGCAGAGGACGUGUCCCCUGGCAGGGGCUCCUGCUGGCCGUCUCUCUCUUAACUGUCUGGAGCCCGCCCGCCACUGCCCAGCUCUCUAUUGUGUCGACCAACGCCGCCGAAGGGAAGGAUGUGCUUCUACGUAUCCGCAAUAAGCCUCCAGAUGCGAUGGGCUUUAUGUGGUACAGGGGGGAAGGGGCGAGAUCCAAUCGUAACAUUGGAUCCAUUGCAAUGGACCUAAGAGCAUAUGCAACAGGGCCCGCAUACAGUGGUCGGGAGAAAAUAAAUAACGACGGAUCCAUGCUGUUGAAGAAGGUCACGCGGAAGGAUGCGGGAUACUACACCAUAGUGGCCUACCUUCAUGAUUCAAAAAAAGAAAUUGGAUUUGGACGGCUCAAUGUGUACCAGCCUGUGAGAGUGCCCACCCUCCUAGCCAGCAACACCACAGUCACAGAACAUAAGGACUCCGUGGUCAUGACCUGCUACACAAACGCAGUCUCCACCCAGUGGUUGUUCAAUGCCGAGAGUCUGCGGCUCACGGAGAGGAUGAAGCUGUCCUGGCGCAACAGAACCCUCACCAUAGACCCCGUCAGGAGGGAGGAUGCUGGGUACUAUCAGUGUGAGGUCUCCAACCCCAUCAGUUCCUGUGAAAGUGAGCCCCUAGGGCUUGAUGUGAAAUAUGAGUGA